This is a messenger RNA of Meloidogyne enterolobii, 959 nucleotides long. Lineage: Eukaryota; Metazoa; Nematoda; Chromadorea; Rhabditida; Meloidogynidae. The record is from the annotation of a GenBank genome assembly.
UUUUUUAUUUGAUGUGAGAGAAUUAAAUAAAUUUAUUUUAUUUUUUCCUUCAAAUAAUGCUUAAACGUUCAAUACAAUACUUGGUUGAUUUAAAAAGUAUUUACAAAUUGGAAAGAUUAAGAUUAAAAAGGAAAAGAAUGGGGACUGGUUCAAAUAUUGUUAAGUUGGAUCCGGAAAGCAAUGCCGAAUGGUUUAAAGCUGUGCAUGGGGCUGUUGAAUGUUUAAAAAGUGGAGGUGUUAUUGCUGUUCCUACAGAUACUUUAUAUGGUCUUUGUACUUUGGCAGAAAAUGCGGAUAGACUUUAUAAAUUAAAAAGGAGGCCAAAAGGAAAGCCUUUGGGGAUUUUUGUUAAUGAAGGAGAGGAUGUUUUUAAUUAUGCUGAAAGAACAGUCCCCAAUGGAAUUAUUAAAAGUUUAUUGCCCGGUCCAGUUACUUUAGUCUUCAAUCGUUCCCAAAAACUUCCUUCAAAUUUUAAUAUUGGCAUUCAAUCUAUUGGAUUCAGAGUUCCUCAAGCUCGUUUUGUUCGUGAUAUCUGUCGAUUUUUACCUUACCGUUUGAUUGCUCAAACGAGUGCAAAUGUUAGUGGAACAGAUUUAAAUCCAAUUAAAAUUGAGGAUUUUCAAGAUUUAUGGGACGAUAUUGAUAUGAUAAUUGAUGGAGGAACGAUUCUAGAGAACAAUAUGUCUCGUUUGGGAAGUACAGUGAUUGAUCUCUCUUUGCCAGGGCAAUUUAAAAUAUUGAGAGUUGGAUGCGCUGAACAAGAAACAACAAAAAUUCUUCGUGAAUAUGGCCUGAAAUCAGUUGAAGAGGUUCAAAGAGAAAAAAUAGAAGCUGAUGCCAAAGAAAGAACGACGCCUUUAAUUGAUUUUGAAGAGAAAGACAAUGACGAAAUUGAAGAUUUGAGGCCAGAAAGAUUAGUAGGAAACAAAUAAAUUUUGGCUAUACAGUCAGACCUUACU